Molecule: messenger RNA, 4371 nt
Organism: Suncus etruscus (white-toothed pygmy shrew)
Lineage: Eukaryota; Metazoa; Chordata; Mammalia; Eulipotyphla; Soricidae
Gene: RBM27
Product: RNA binding motif protein 27
Exons: 21
Coding region: 174-3368 (1064 amino acids)
Biological process (GO): mRNA processing
Cellular component (GO): nucleus
Molecular function (GO): RNA binding; metal ion binding
Source: RefSeq, a predicted model, not a curated record
UCCUGUUAGGCCCCGGCCAGGGGGGAGUAAGUAGGUUGAAGUCUCCUAAGAUGCCCGGUGGCUUGGGGGGGCCCCGGGCGCUGUGAAGAGAAGAGGGGGUGCGCGGAGGCGGCGAGGGGAGCCCCGCGGCCGGCCUAGGGAAGAGCGGGGGCCGAGCCCGCCUCGCCUGCACCAUGCUCAUAGAGGAUGUGGAUGCCCUCAAGUCCUGGCUGGCCAAGUUGCUGGAGCCGAUAUGUGAUGCUGAUCCUUCAGCCUUAGCCAACUAUGUUGUAGCACUGGUGAAGAAGGACAAACCUGAGAAAGAAUUGAAAGCCUUUUGUGCAGAUCAACUUGAUGUCUUUUUACAAAAAGAAACUUCAGGUUUUGUGGAUAAACUAUUUGACAGUCUCUACACUAAGAAUUACCUUCCACCUUUGGAGCCAGUUAAGCCUGAACCAAAGCCACCAGUCCAAGAGAAGGAAGAAAUUAAAGAAGAGGUAUUUCAGGAACCAGCAGAGGAAGAACGAGAUGGUAGUAAGAAAAAGAAAUAUCCUAGUCCCCAGAAGAUAAGUUCAGAAUCUAGUGAACGAAGAACACGUGAGAAAAAAAGAGAAGAUGGCAAGUGGAGGGACUACGACCGGUACUAUGAGAGGAAUGAAUUGUACCGUGAGAAAUAUGACUGGAGAAGAGGUAGGAGUAAGAGCCGGAGUAAGAGCCGAGGCCUGAGUCGGAGCCGGAGCCGAAGCCGGGGUCGUAGCAAGGACCGGGAUCCAAAUAGGAAUGCUGCAGAGCACAGGGAAAGAUCGAAGUUCAAGAGCGAGAGGAAUGAUUUGGAGAGUUCCUAUGUGCCUGCGUCCGCGCCACCUCCCAACUCUUCCGAGCCAUAUUCCUCGGGGGCUCAGUCUAUUCCCAGCACCGUGACUGUGAUCGCACCUGCGCACCACUCAGAAAACACCACAGAGAGCUGGUCUAAUUACUAUAACAAUCACAGCUCUUCCAACUCUUUUGGUCGGAACCCACCCCCGAAGAGGCGAUGCCGAGAUUAUGAUGAAAGAGGAUUUUGUGUACUUGGUGACCUUUGUCAGUUUGACCAUGGGAAUGACCCCCUGGUUGUGGAUGAAGUGGCUCUGCCAAGCAUGAUUCCCUUCCCUCCACCUCCACCUGGACUUCCUCCUCCACCACCUCCUGGAAUGUUAAUGCCUCCCAUGCCAGGCCCAGGCCCUGGCCCUGGACCAGGUCCCGGCCCAGGUCCCGGUCCAGGUCCCGGCCCAGGUCCUGGCCACGGCAUGAGACUUCCAGUUCCCCAAGGACAUGGCCAGCCUCCACCUUCUGUUGUGCUUCCCAUACCAAGACCACCCAUAACACAGGCAAGCUUGAUAAACAACCGUGAGCAGCCUGGGACAAGUGCAGUGCCCAAUCUUGCACCAGUGGGAGCAAGACUACCUCCUCCUAUACCCCAGAACCUCCUUUAUACAGUAUCAGAACGACAGCCCAUGUACUCUCGUGAACAUGGUGCUGCUGCAUCUGAGCGACUUCAGUUGGGGACACCGCCUCCUCUGUUGGCAGCUCGUUUGGUGCCACCUCGAAACCUCAUGGGAUCCUCCAUUGGGUAUCAUACCUCAGUCUCCAGCCCCACCCCUCUGGUCCCAGAUACAUAUGAACCAGAUGGUUAUAAUCCUGAAGCUCCUAGUAUUACCAGUUCUGGUAGAUCUCAGUACAGACAGUUCUUUUCAAGAACACAGACACAGCGUCCCAACCUGAUUGGCCUAACAUCUGGAGACAUGGAUGCAAAUCCAAGAGCUGCCAACAUUGUCAUCCAGACUGAACCACCAGUUCCAGUUUCAAUUAAUAGUAACAUAACCAGAGUAGUUCUUGAACCAGAUAGCCGAAAACGAGCGCUGAGUGGUUUGGAGGGGCCACUCUCAAAGAAACCUUGGCUUGGAAAGCAAGGGAAUAACAAUCAGAGCAAAUCAGGAUUCUUGAGGAAGAAUCAGUACACAAACACCAAAUUAGAAGUAAAGAAAAUCCCCCAGGAAUUGAACAACAUUACCAAGCUCAAUGAACACUUCAGCAAAUUUGGAACUAUUGUUAACAUUCAGGUUGCUUUUAAGGGAGACCCAGAAGCAGCCCUCAUCCAAUACCUUACCAACGAGGAGGCUCGGAAAGCCAUUUCCAGCACCGAGGCAGUUCUCAACAACAGAUUCAUCCGAGUCCUGUGGCACCGGGAAAAUAACGAGCAGCCAGCACUCCCGUCCCCAGCACAGCUGCUCCUGCAGCAGCAGCAAACCCUCGGCCACCUGCCACAGCAGCACCACCAUCUGCCACAGCACUUGCAGCAGCAGCAGAUGCUGGUGGCUCAGUCUCCGCCAUCCACAGUGCAUGGAGGCAUCCAGAAGAUGAUGAAUAAACCACAGGCAUCGGGUGCAUAUGUCCUUAACAAAGUUCCUGUUAAGCAUCGACUGGGUCAUGCAAGUAGUAAUCAGAGUGAUGCAGCGCACUUGCUCAAUCAGUCGGGUGGUGCUGGAGAGGAUUGCCAGAUAUUUUCAACUCCAAGUCAUCCAAAAAUGGUUUACAGCGCCUCAAACUUAAAGACAUCUUCAAAACUUUGUUCAGGGUCUAAAUCUCAUGAUGUUCAAGAAGUUCUUAAGAAGAAGCAGGAAGCUAUGAAGUUACAGCAAGAUAUGAGAAAGAAGAGGCAAGAAAUGUUAGAAAAACAAAUUGAAUGCCAAAAGAUGUUAAUAUCUAAGCUAGAGAAAAACAAAAACAUGAAACCAGAAGAAAGAGCAAAUAUAAUGAAGACUUUGAAAGAACUCGGUGAAAAGAUCUCACAGUUGAAAGAUGAAUUAAAAACAUCUUCUGCAGUCUCCACACCUUCUAAAGUAAAGACAAAGACAGAGGCCCAGAAAGAACUGUUAGAUACUGAACUGGACCUCCAUAAGAGGCUCUCCUCAGGAGAAGACACAACAGAAUUACGGAAAAAACUCAACCAGUUACAGGUGGAGGCUGCACGAUUAGGUAUUUUACCUGUGGGUCGAGGGAAGACCAUGUCCUCUCAAGGCCGAGGAAGAGGCCGAGGCCGUGGCGGAAGAGGAAGAGGUUCAUUGAAUCACAUGGUGGUGGACCAUCGGCCCAAAGCACUAACGGUUGGGGGGUUCAUUGAGGAGGAGAAAGAUGAAUUACUUCAGCAUUUCUCAGCUACAAACCAAGGAUCAAAAUUCAAAGACCGUCGGCUACAAAUACAAUGGCACAAGGCCAAAGUGCCUUCUGUCUCCACGGAGACUGAGGAAGAGGAAGUCAAGGAGGAGGAAACAGAAACCUCAGAUUUGUUUUUGCAUGAUGAUGAUGAUGAAGAUGAAGAUGAAUAUGAGUCUCGUUCGUGGCGAAGAUGAAAUCUGAUGCGAGCUGUGUAUACUUUUUAGGAAUAUUGUUUAAAAGAACAACUUUUUAAAAUUAUUUAAAGAAGUCAAUGAGCCAAAAAAUUUUUUUUAAUUUUUCUUUUCAGCACAAUAGGUUUAAAGAUGGCAAGUUCGCUAUUAAAAAACGUCUCAUAACUGUUCAUGAUAUUAAAGCACCAAAGGCCUAGUGACUUGGACGCAGUUGUGAAGAACCACAGCAUUGGCAUGGAGACUCUAGAGCCUUAUUUCUGCACCACCUGCUGUUGCUCUUGGUGUCGGAUUCUGAUGUAAAUGACAGGGUGUUCAGAAAUUUUAUUUUGGAUUAUAAUCUGAUAAAAUUUCAUUAAAUGUCAAAACCGCUUGGAAUCUCUUAACUCUCAGCUAUUCUGGAUGGGUCGUCAGACAGUUGAAAAUAUUUGUGAUUGCAAAAAAUCCCUUUUUUGCUUUUCCAAAGUUGUCUUGCAAGGAGAGUAAAUCUAUCCUAAGUUGUUCACUGUGGAGGAGUCUCGUUUCCCUGCACUCUCAGAUGGGUAGGGCUCUUCUGGAUAGGAAGGAAGCCCAUCGGAGCAUGCUUUCUCUAGGCUGUGCAGCAGCUUGGGGAUGGCUCCGUGCCCCUAUCGGGAGUCGCCAGGAUUUCUGCUGCUUCUCAUCCUUAGUUCAUUUGGAUGCUUGUGAGCCUUGGUUCUACUAGAUCUUUUUCUUAACAUUCUUAGAAUGUCAAAGGUUUCCACUAUUACUGCCCCUUUCUUUUUCCUACUUUUAUAAACUUGUUUUAAAUUAAUGGGCCUGAUUUACCCAUUAUCUACACAAAUGAUUCUUUUAGGCCACCAAAACUCAGUCCCUAAUAAAAAGCUUGAACCAGCACCUUGAUAAAUAAGUGAUGCUUUGAUGAGAAUUAUGGAAGGAUUUGUGGAGGAAAGUCACCAGCUGUUUUUCUUUUUCCUUCUCUUUUUAAAGUUUCAAUUUAGUUACACUAACACAAAAGGCUUUUAAAAAA